Messenger RNA from Fibroporia radiculosa, 180 nucleotides. RefSeq lists its product as uncharacterized. The coding region runs from base 1 to 180 and encodes 59 amino acids. The transcript has 2 exons. The record is from RefSeq and is a predicted model, not a curated record. Lineage: Eukaryota; Fungi; Basidiomycota; Agaricomycetes; Polyporales; Fibroporiaceae.
AUGGCGACCGGCGCCAGAGGGCUGUGUUGUCCGUUGCCCGCAGCGGCAAUCUGCAUCCUGCAGCUAUAUAAACAGCACGGAUCCUCUCGCCUUUCCCCAGCCCUCAGCUCCUGGUUCUCACUCCAAGCUUGGUACUGGCUACCUCGCCCUUCGUCGCAUUCAACUCUACGCUCUGACUAA